Colletotrichum navitas is the source of this 1186-nucleotide messenger RNA. RefSeq names its product DSBA-like thioredoxin domain-containing protein. The transcript has 2 exons. Lineage: Eukaryota; Fungi; Ascomycota; Sordariomycetes; Glomerellales; Glomerellaceae. Gene Ontology annotation, molecular function: oxidoreductase activity. The record is from RefSeq and is a predicted model, not a curated record. The coding region runs from base 415 to 1071 and encodes 218 amino acids.
UUAAGUGAGUGAGUGUAUUUGCCGUCCUCGCUCUCCAGCUUUCCAUGUCAUCUUUUCCCCGGUCGAGAGUCCCGUGAGCAGAGCCGGCUGCAGCUUGCCUUUUUUCGUGCCUCCAUCCAAACCCGCAGAGUGACCAGGCGCCCCACCCCCCGUCACUUACACCAUCUAUCUAGUGGCGCGAGGUUUGUAUACCCCGUAUUCCGCACUGGGGCGGGCCAAGCAAGAAAGCAAGGCGCAGCAUCUCUGUAUAAGUCUCGCUCGAUCUUUCAUUGCGCUCGUCCUCAUCCUCGCGGCCUUUAUUUCCUCCUUUUCUUCCGAAGACUGUUGUAGUGGUAGACGAUCAACUGUACACACACUUCCUCCCCCACCACUCCCUCGAAAGACUUCCGAAAGGAGCCGGGGGGCGCCCAAGUUAUGACGGUCAUCAAGAUUGAGGCCGUCACGGACCUGAUAUGUCCGUGGUGCUACAUAGGCAAGAGGAACCUCGACCGCGCCAUCUCGCAGUAUCGCGCCGUGGUGCCCUCGGCCGAGUUCGAGGUCAUCUGGAAACCUUUCUACUUGAACCCCGAUUUGAAGAAUUCCGGCUACGACAAGAUCACAAUCUACAAAGCCCGCCUCGCCAGGACCGCCGCCGACCCCGCUGAGGCCUUCGCCCGCGUCACGUCUGCCAGCGCCCGCGCCGGCAUCGCACUCACUCUCACAGGCACCACCGGCAACUCGCGCCAGGCCCACAAGCUCCUCGCCCUCACCCUCGCGCGCCGCGGCGCGGACGCUCAGAACCGCCUGCUCGAGUCCCUCUUCCAGGGCCACUUCGAGGAGGGCGCCGACCUCUCGGACAGGCGGUACCUGCUCGCCGCUGUGACGUCCGCCGCCGUGGGACUCGACCCGGACGAGGCCGAGGCCGCGCUGGACGACGACCGCUUCGGCGAGGCUGUCGACGAGGCCGUGGUGGAGGCGAGGAGGGCCGGCAUUACCGGGGUGCCGACGUUCACGGUCCAGAGGCGGUGGAGGGUGGGCGGGAGCCAGGAGCCGGACGUCUUUCUGAGGGUGUUUGAGCGGGUCGAGGAGUAGCUUGCAAGGCAGGGCUCCGCUAUCAACCAAAGAAGAGGCCAUGGUUUCCAUUGUACCCUGGACGAGUCAGCAGCAUUGCAGUAUCGGCAUAUCAUUCAUAGCAGAGCGUCGGAAC